GAACAAGUUACUAAAUACUUUCAAAAAUGGCUACCAAAAGCAAAGGCAACGAAUUCCUAUCUCAAGUGUGGGAAAAAUAUAAACGUUACGUAUCAGAUUUUCCAGAGACAGUUAGUCAGAUAGAGGCAACAUCCAGGCUACUCUCAUAUAUCAUUGCUGGCCGGUUUGAAGAUUCACAGGUUUUCUCUGAACUGGUGUACCUGGCCUCAAACCUUUUGGUAUUAGUCAAUGAUACCAUCAUCAAGAAUGCAUCAACGUUUGCUCAAAAAAUUCCUUUGUCAGUGGAAAAACUAAGAAGAUUCCUGACAGUGUUGGAAUAUGGGGAAGUAUUUAUUGAGAUGGCAGCAUACAGAAAAUGGGGAGAGACUGGAAAAUGGGUUUUGAUUGUCAUCAUACAGCUGACCAAAGCAAUAUGGAGAUUAAUUUUAUUGUGGAAACAUCAUGGAGGAAUACAGCCCAUUCCACCCAUUGCACCAUUAGACAGAGACAAGUACACAAAGCAGUUCAAACACAAUCCUACUGAGGAAAUGCAAGAAUUCCAAGAAAAUCUAGAAGGUGAGACAGAGGGAGAAUCUGUGAAUGGACCAAAUGAGAUGACAUUCACUCUCAAACGAUCAGGCAAGACCAUAAGGAGACUCUCAGCAGCUCCUCCCAUCAACUUUCGCUCCUGGAGACUGCCUGGCCAUGGUGGGAAUGAGAAUGAGAAAGCGCAACUUACCUUCUAUAACCCCACCAAACUGUCCAAGCAGAGGCUAUGGGGAGAGACCCUGUAUAUUGCCAGACCACUCAUUCAUUUAUUCGGCAUGUAUGUCUGUGGGACAAUGUCAUGGAAACCGUGGAUUAUGUCUGGAACCAUCGAUAUUGCAAGUCUGUGUAUGAUGGGAGACACAAAGGACAUGAACCCAGAAGAGAAAAGGGAAAUCAAGAGGAGAUCACUCUUGCUUUUGUAUUAUUUGCUGCGAUCACCAUUCUUUGACAGCUAUUCCAAGAUGAAGAUUUUAUCCACAUUAAGAGUACUAGCUGACAAUGUACCAGGCCUGGGUAUUCUAUUGAGACCAAUAAUUGAUUACCUACCUUCCUGGCAGAAAGUAUACUUCUACCUUUGGUCGGCUUGAGCUUGGAACAUGACUGAUUCUUGUUUUAAAAUCAAAACCACGCUGUGAUGAGAAAAUAUGGAAGUACCUAAUUUUCUCCCAAUGCAAUACUUGUGUAUUUGAGUAACAUUUACUGAUUUUGAUCAUACAAUGUUUUAAAAAAAAUUUAUAGUAAGGGUUUGCAGAUAUUUUGAUUAUAUCACCAUGGCCUCAAAGGAGUAACAUUGUUAAUAAGAUCGUUCUGUGUUGUAAAUUUAAGAUGUUUAAGAAUGCAGUAAAAUGUGUCAGAAAAUUUAUAAAUAAACUUGGUUAUAAAUAA
This is a messenger RNA of Magallana angulata, 1413 nucleotides long. Its product is annotated as peroxisomal membrane protein PEX16-like. The record is from RefSeq and is a predicted model, not a curated record. Gene Ontology annotation, biological process: peroxisome organization. The transcript has 10 exons. The coding region runs from base 27 to 1115 and encodes 362 amino acids. Lineage: Eukaryota; Metazoa; Mollusca; Bivalvia; Ostreida; Ostreidae. Gene Ontology annotation, cellular component: peroxisomal membrane.